AUGAUCGACUGUCAUUGUCAUUUGGCUGAUAAUCAGUUCAAAUCAGAUAUAGAAGGGGUAAUUGAACGAGCGAAACAGUCAAAUGUUUUGGCGACUUUAGUUUGUUCAGAAUAUCGCCAGCAGUUCAGUAAAGUUUUUGAAUUGGCUGAAAAAUUUCCGGGCUUUUGUUUCCCAUGUCUUGGAGUUCACCCUAUCCAGAAAAUUAAGGAAGACGAUGUUUCCGUUCGCUUGGAUGAUUUCGAAUCAGUUGCGGAGAUAAUUGAUCAAAAUCAUGCAAAAAUUGCUGCUAUUGGUGAAGUUCGUUACAAUGUUGGACUCGAUUUUUCUCCUCGUUAUUUAAAAUCAGCCGAUGCAAAAGAACAACAAAUAUUAGUUUUUAAGAGCCAAAUGGAUAUGGCGUUAAAAUACGAUCUGCCAUUAAAUGUUCACAGCAGAUCGGCAGGUCGACCAGUUAUCGAAUUACUCCAGAAAUACGGAGCUCGACGAGUUUUAUUACACGCUUUUGAUGGAAAUGAGAAAAAUGCGCAACCCGCGAUUGAUGCUGGCUAUUACUUCUCUAUUCCACCAUCAUUUUCAAAUUCAGAAAAGAAGAUCAAGUUAAUCGAACGCAUUCCACUCGGUCAACUUUGCCUGGAAAGCGAUUCACCGGUUUUAGGGCCAAAAAAGGGAGAGCGUAAUGAACCGAAAAAUAUUUUUAUUAGUGCUGAAUUUAUCGCAAAUAUAAAAAAAAUUCCUCUUGAAGAUGUUAUUAAAAUUACAACUGAAAAUGCUAAAAAACUUUUCCCGUUCCUCAAACAACUGAAAUAA
This is a messenger RNA of Dracunculus medinensis (Guinea worm), 807 nucleotides long. Lineage: Eukaryota; Metazoa; Nematoda; Chromadorea; Rhabditida; Dracunculidae. The record is from the annotation of a GenBank genome assembly.